CAAGCUUCUGCCCCCUCUGUCUUUGCUCCUUAUACUCCACCUUUGACGACUGGAUCUGGAUUUGUCUCUUCCCUCCUUACUUGUGGAUUUCCAUUCCGUUCGGGCCUUCACUCACUAACUUUUCCCAGCCUGUGGCCUGGCGAUGGCGGAGGGCGUGCGUCCUGAGGAUUACUGCGAUGAGCCGGUGGAGGAUGAGUUCGGAGAGAUCAUCAAAUGUCGGUCUGAUGAAAGAGAAGACGUUCAGAAGAAGACUUUCACAAAAUGGGUGAACCUACAGUUGGCUAAGACAGGGAAACCACCUGUGGAGGAUCUGUUCUCAGAUCUGUGUGAUGGACGACGCCUUCUGGAGCUGCUGGAGGGGCUCAUAGGGCAUGAGCUAGUGAGACUGGAGAAAGGGACCACCCGUGUUCACUCACUUAACAAUGUCAACCGGGCUCUGCAGAUCUUGCAGAAGAACAAUGUUGAUUUGGUGAAUAUCGGAGCGGCAGACAUUGUGGAUGGCAAUCACAAACUGAUUCUCGGGCUCAUCUGGAGCAUUAUUCUCCACUGGCAGGUAAAGGAUGUGAUGAAGGAUGUGAUGGCGGGCCUACAGCAGACCAACAGUGAGAAGAUUCUGCUGAGUUGGGUUCGUCAGAACACACGGCAAUAUCCUCAGGUGAAUGUGGUUAACUUCUCCAGUAGUUGGAAUGAUGGAUUGGCCUUCAACGCCCUCAUCCACAGCCACAGGCCGGAGCUGUUUGAUUGGAGCGCGGUGGAGAAGAAGACGUCUGCGAUCGACAGACUGGAACACGCCUUUAGCAAGGCAGAACAGCACAUGGGCAUAGAGAGACUGCUGGACCCCGAAGAUGUGGCGGUCUCGCAUCCUGACAAGAAGAGCAUCAUCAUGUACGUGACUUCACUCUUCCGGGUGCUCCCCCAAAGCAUUUCCAUGGAAGCCAUCCAGGAAGUAGAAUCGCUGCCAUCGGCGACCACGGCCGGUAUCUCCCGGGUAACGACGGAAGAGCACUACCAGAUCCAGACCCAGCAACGCUUCUCUCAGCAGAUCACCUUGAGUGUGGCUCAGGGGCGUGUGAGAAGCCCCUCCCCACAGCCUCGCUAUAAAAGCUAUGCCUACACCCAGGCUGCGUAUGUCAAGUCGCCAGAGCAAAAGAGGAGACGUUUUACCGAGCAGUUUCUGACCCCCAGCCAGGAGGAGCUGCAGCGAGGCCUCAGUCCUCUGCCUCCUGGAUCCACCAGCCUGGAGAGCUACCAGGCUUCACUGGAGGAGGUGUUGACGUGGCUGCUGUCGGCAGAGGACAGCCUCCAUGCUCAGCCUGUCAUCUCCAGCCAUGUGGAGGAGGUGAAGGAGCAGUUCCACACGCAUGAGGGGUACAUGGCGGAGCUAACCACACAUCAGGGCAGCGUGGGCCGCGUCCUGCGUGCCGGUGCUGCGUUGCUGUCAGAGGGCAACCUCAGUGAGGAGGAGGACUCUGAGGUCAGGGAGCAGAUGAACCUCCUGAACUCUCGGUGGGAGCACCUGAGAGUGGCAAGCAUGGAGAGACAGAGCAGACUUCAUGAAGUCCUGAUGGACCUGCAGAAUAAGCAGCUUCAGCAGCUCACAGACUGGUUGGACGUCACAGAGGCACGCAUCAAGAAGAUUGGCUCUCAGCCACUGGGGCCUGACCUUGAGGAUAUCAAGCACCAAGUAGAGGAGCACAAGCUCCUUCAGGAGGACUUGGAACUCGAGCAAGUGAGGGUAAAUUCUCUGACCCACAUGGUGGUGGUUGUCGAUGAGAACACCGGAGACAGUGCAACUGCCGCCCUGGAGAGCAAACUUCAGGUUCUGGGUGACCGCUGGGCAGCUAUUUGCAGAUGGACAGAAGAGCGCUGGAUUCUGCUCCAGGAGAUUCUGUUAAAAUGGCAGCACUUCACUAACGAACAGUGUUUGUUUGACUCCUGGCUGACGCAAAAGGAAGAGCUGGUUCGCUCCAUUAAGACCUCCAACCUGAAAGACCAGGCAGAGAUGGCAGCCUGUUUGCGUCGCCUUUCUAUGCUGAAAGCAGAACUGGAGGCGAAGCAUCCCACCAUGGAUAAGCUGUGCUCCAUGAGCCAGGAUCUGUUGUUCAGCGUCAAGAACAAGGAAGUAGCCUCCAAACUAGAGGCCAGAUUGGACAGCUUUGCUCAGCGUUGGGAUCGUCUGGUCCAGAGUCUGGACUUGAACAUCUCCCAUGUUUCCUCGGCUGUAAGCACAACCAAGCAGUCCGAGGUGACCCACUCUGUCUCGGCGACCGUUACCAAGGUGACCACGAGGGAGAAGGUGUCCGCUUUGCGGCAUACUCGCGAGUCGCCACCGCCUCAGAAGAAGAGACAAGUGGUUGUGGAUUCUGAGCUGAGGAAAAGGUUUGACGUGGACUUCACAGAGGUCCACAGCUACAUGACCCGUGGUGAGGCCAUCCUGCAGAGCCCCGAGUUCUCUGUGUCAAGCAAAGAUGGGAGCAUUCGGGAGCUGCAUGACAAAGUCCAGGCCAUAGACAGAGAGCGGCCAGAGAAGUACAGAAAGCUACAGGAGGCGACGCGCACGGCGCAGACGCUCGUCGAGCAGGAGGGGAGCCGUGCAGAUGACAUCGCACAGGCUGCAGAUCAGCUCAACCAGCGCUGGGCAGGAUUCUGUGUCCUGCUGUCGGACCGUCUGACCUGGCUGGCUUACCAAACAAAGGUGCUGGCCUUCUACAGUUUGUACGAGCAGUGUGAGCAGGCGGUGGACACCAGUGAGAACUGGCUCAAAGUCCAGGCACCUCCAGCGUCGGACCCAGAACCUCUCAAAGUACAACUAGACAGAUGUCGGGAGGAGGUGGCUCGCCUUUCCUCCCUGCAGCCCCAGGUGGAGCUCCUUGAAAAGCGUUUGAAGGAAUUGAAAGAUGAAAAGGAAGGAGAGGAGGACCCUUCUGCCUUUUUGGAUGCUGACAUCUCUGCAUUCAAAGAACACUACCAUAAGGUUUUGGAGGACCUGCGGGCCAGAGAGAGGCUACUACAGCUGGUUUUGGAAAGCCUGCCCCCAGCCCAAUACAAAGAGACCAUAUCCACGCUGUUGGCAUGGUUACAGCAGUGCGAAGCCAAACUUUCCGUCCCAUCAACGGCUGUUACAGAGUAUCCAAUUAUGGAGCAGAGACUCAAGGAUCUACAGGCUCUUCAGGUAUCCCUGGCUGAACACCAGAGGGAGGUGGACUACUUGACAUCAGCCGUGGAGCAGGUCUUCCAGAAAGCUCCAGCAGACAUAAGUCAAAAGUAUCGUAUAGAGAUGGAUGGCAUAAUGGCGCGCUGGAGACGACUUGGCUCCACUCUGGCAGACAGUGUCCAGAGAAUCCAGGAGCUCAUGGCCAAACUGAUGCAGUUUGAGAAUGACGUGAAGACUCUGAAGAAAUGGAUGGCAGAUGUGGAUGUCUUUCUGAAUGAGGAGUGGCCUGCUCUGGGUGACUCUGAAGCUCUGGAAAAACAGUUAGAGCAGUGCACUGCUCUAGUAAACGACAUCCACACCAUCCAACCCAGCGUGAACGGAAUCAACGAAGUGGGUCUAUACCUUAAGAAAGAAGCAGAGCCACCCUAUGCCAUUCACAUCCAAAAGGAACUGGAUCAGCUGAAUGCUCAGUGGGAGAAUGUCUGCAAACAGGCCUAUGCAAAGAAGUCUGCCCUCAAAGGGGGCCUGGACAAGACUAUGGCCUUGAGGAAAGAGAUGCAAGAAAUGCAAGAAUGGAUAAACCAGGCAGAGGAAGACUAUCUGGAGAGAGAUUUCACAUACAAGACGCCAGAAGAGCUUCGCAAGGCUGUCGAGGAACUCAAGAGGGCCCAGGAGGAGGUCCACUCCAAGGAGCAAAAGGUCAAACUCCUGACUGACAGCGUUAACAGUUUUAUAGGCAAAGCCCCGCCCACGGCCCAUGAUGCAUUGCGUUCAGAACUGAGCAUCCUCACAGCCAACUAUCAGAGAUUGUGUAGUCGCCUGGAUGGGAAAUGUAAAACUCUAGAGGAGGUCUGGGCAUGCUGGUGUGAGUUACUGUCCUACUUGGAGCAGGAAAACGCCUUCCUGGAUCAGCUGGAGCAGAAACUGGACGAAACGGAAAACCUACAAGGAGGAGCAGAGAAGCUGCAGGAGGCGCUGGAUAGCCUUGAGGUUCUUUUGCAACACCCAGAAGACAACAGGAACCAGAUCCGAGAACUGGCCCAGACGCUGAUGGACGGAGGGGUUCUGGAUGAACUCAUUCAACAGAAACUGGACGUCUUUAACGCCCGAUGGGAUGAACUCAUGGCCCGGGCGGCGCUCAGGCGGAAGGAGCUGGAGCAAAGUGUGCAGUGGGCCCAGGAGAACGACAAGAUGCUCAGGCAGAUCCAGGAGUCUCUGGCAAACACGGACCGCCACCUCACUGCUUACCUGUCUGACCACAUUGAUGCCCAGCAGAUACCACAGGAGGCUCAGAAAAUCCAGACGGAGUUGAAUGUCCAUGAAACUACUCUGGCAGACAUUAGAAAGAAGAACCAGGAAAAGGACCCUUCGCAGAGGCUCAUGGGACAGAUUGACUUAACCCAGAAAAUGCUGGCGGACGUCUGGACCAAGUUCUGUUUCUUUCAGAAACCGGCCAACUUCGAUUCCCGUCUGGCUGAGUGCGAGCGCGUCCUGGCCGGGGUCAAAGGUCAGGUGGGGUUGCUGGACAUCCGCAGUGUGGAGCAGGAUGUAGUACAGUCCCAACUGGAUCAGUGCAUGAAGCUGUACAAGAUACUGAGUGAAGUAAAGGGAGAGGUGGAGACUGUGAUUAAAACAGGUAGACAGGUGGUCCAGAGACAGCAGACGGAGCAACCUAAGGAACUGGACGACAGAGUGACCGCUCUGAAACUGCUCUACAACCAGCUGGGGUCACAGGUAACAGAGAGUAAAUUGGAGCUGGAGAAGAGUCUGAAGUUAUCCAGAAAGUUGCGUAAGGAGCUCAAUGGGCUGACGGAGUGGCUGGCUGCGACUGACGCUGAGCUAACCAGGCGCUCAGCUGUGGAGGGCAUGCCCGGCGACCUGGAAGCUGAAGUCACCUGGGCACAGUCAGUCCACAGUGACAUCGAGAAGCGUCAACCACAGCUGCAGGCGGUGGUGGAACUCGCAGAAGCCCUAAAGGCUGUGCUAAAAGGCCACGGAGGCCUAGUGGACGACAAAGUCAGUCUGUUGCACUGUAACUGGAUCGCAGUCACAUCCAGAGCAGAGGAAUGGCUCAACCUGCUGCUGGAUUACCAGAACCAGAUGCAGAAGUUAGACGGACAGAUAAAGGAAGUGAAUGAAUGGAUUGACGGAGCAGAGAGAAAGAUGGAUGAGAUAGAUAAUCAGGGGCCCAAUGAUGCCGUGCUAAAGGUGUUGCGUGCAGAGCUGGAGCUGACUAGAGGGAAAAUGGAGGAGGUUAGGGAUUUGGCACAAGAGCUGAUGUCCACCAGAGGAGAGAACUGCCAGGCUCAAGUUAGACCCAGAAUGGAUCAGCUCAACCAGAGAUUUGACAUCAUCUCUCAGAGGAUCACCUCUGGAUUGACGGCAGCAUCGGCAAGGGAGCUUGAACAGUAUCACAGUGAAGUAAGGGUUUGGCUUGAGCUACUGGAGGAGGAGGCCAAACAGGGAGAGAACCUAAAGGAGGAGGACUUCCAGGAAGACAAGAAUUGUGAAGAAGGUGCAGUGCAAGAGUUGCUUUUGAAAGGAGAGAACCUACAAAGGAGAGCCCCUGAUCGAGACAAGCGAGAGCAGAUAAGACUGAAACACAACCAGCUCAACAGCAAAUACAACACCGUAAAGGAUCUGCGUAUCCUGAGGAACAGGAAAGCUCUGGCCAUCGCUCCCCAGUGGUACCAGUACAGAAGGAAAUCCCACGACCUGAUGGCCUGGUUGGAUGACAUCCAGCGCAGCGUCGACCAGCUUCCUGACCCUCCUGAGGGAGAGCGGGUCAAGGAAAUUGGCUCAGAGUUCGACAAGAAGAAGGAGGAGCUUAAGGAGGUGCAGGGCUUAGCCAAUCAGCUCUCAGAGGCUGGAGCCGGCAAUCUAGUGGAGCCCCGGCAACUCCAGCUCAAAACCCGCUGGGUUGAGGUGGAGGGCAAGUUCAUUCCCAUCAAAAGACGAUGUUUUGCUGAUCUUCUGAUCACAGAACAAGAGUACCUGACAGAGCUCCAGGCGCUGCUGCGUUCGGUGUCAGAGACGGACUUCAAGCUGAACUCUCCUGAAUACUGGCCUGCAGCCUAUUAUAACCUGCCCCAGCAAGAGCAAUGCCUGAAGGAUGUGAAGGAGAACAUUGAUAAACUGCACGGACCUGUGGAGAGAGCCCUGGCCCACAGAGAAGAAAUGGUGAUGGCUUCUCGACCUCUGGAGAGCCACAGAGUUCAGGAGACGGCUUCCCUGCUCUGUAAUAACUGGGAAAAACUCAAUAAGCUCUACAAGGACAGACUGAAGCGUUGGAAGGACUGCAGCUCCAAGUGGCAGAAGUUUGUGUCGGAUCACAAGGCCGUGGAUGAGUGGCUGAACAAUGGCGAGAACACGCUGAAACUGUGUGAGAGCGAGCCAGCAGCCCACCGACAGCAACUCAGGGACCUGGUAGAGGAUAUACCUGUCCAGGAAGUGGUGUUGGGCAGAGUGAACUCUACAGGUGAGGAAAUCAGCCAGAUGAGCACACCAGACGAUGCCUUACGCCUCCGAUCGCAGCUGAAGUUACUCAACACUCGCUGGGCCAGCAUCUGUCAGGAACUCCGGGAGCGUAAGAGGAGGUCAUCUGAGGCUCGUACAGCCGCCGCAGAGCUGGAGGAGGAUAUGGGCUCCAUGCUGGGUUGGCUGGAUAAGGCGGAGGGUGUGCUGAGCAUCCCUCUACACCCUGCAGAACCGCAGCACAUCAGAGACACUUUAAACAAAGUCCAGACGCGUGUGGAGGAGCUUCCUGGGAAGAAGGUGACGAUGGAUUAUCUGAAUGCCAAGCAUAAGAUGCUAACCCUUCCUGCUGAGAGGCACAAAGACAUCAGAGGAAUCAACACUCGCUGGGCUCAGGUGUCCAAGGCUCUGCCUGAGCGUCAGCUGGAGAUUGAAGGUCUAUUAAAGGAGCUUCUGAAGGUCCAGGGUGAGCUGGAGGACCUGUCAGCCUGGGCAUCAAGUACCAGAGCCAAGCUGGAGCAAAGUCCUGAGGAACCACCACCCAGACUUAUUGAGGACGUUCAGCUGAAGAAGCCAGAGGUGGAGUUUGUUUUGGAGCGAGCGGAUCGUCUGUACAAGGAGACGCCUGCAGGAUGGCCGGAUAAGGGGAAAUACGGCAAGCUAAGGGAGGACUGGACGGUGAUUCUGGAGCUGCUGCAGAAGCAUAAGGAAAGGACGGCUGCUCUGCUCGUCUCCAAAAAAGCCUAUGAAGCCCAUGCGGGAAGCUCCCAGGCCGAAUCAGCUGCGCUGCAGCAGUUCAACAAAUCCUGGGCUGAGCUCACAGAUUGGCUGAAGAUGCUGGAUAACAUGGUUCAAAACAAGCGAGUGGUGGUGGCUGACCUGGACGACAUCAACGACAAUAUAAGCCAACUGAAGGCAUCUCUGCAGGAGCUCGACAAACGUCACCCUCUACUGGAGAAACAAGUUACAGCAGCACAAAAUCUGAAGAACAAGACCAGCAACCAGGACACACGCAACGCUAUCACCGAACGCAUUGAAAAGCUCCAGACCCACUGGGAGGACUCUCAGACCAAACUGUCAGACAGACUCAAGCAAAUCCUCAACAUGCUGCAGGACUCCACAAACUGGCUUGACGCAAAGAAGGAGGCGGACUAUCUGAUCAAACAGGCUAGCGGGAGGCUGGAAUCAUGGCAGGAGAUCACGUACACGGCGGACGCGCUGAAGAAACAACACGCAGAUCUGAGGGCUUUCAUGAAGGACCUGAAGCAGUGGCAGGGUCAGGUGGAUGAAACGAACGCGCUGGCCGACAAACUGCUGACGCUGUACGCCAACGACGACACGCACAAGGUCACCCAAGUCAACGACAGCAUGAUGGCCACGUGGACGCACAUUAACAAACGAGUUUCAGACCGAGAAGCAGCCGUGGAAGCUGGUCUAAAGCUGCUCCAACAGUUCUACCUGGAUCUGGAGAAGUUCCUCAGCUGGCUGACGGAGGCGGAGACCACCUGCAAUGUUUUAAUAGAUGCCACUAACAAGGAGAGGCUGCAGCAGCAGCCUGAGGCUGCCAAGAGGCUGCUGGCUCAGUGGAAGGACCUCCAAGCAGAGGUUGACGGUCAUGAGGAGCUGUAUUACUCCCUGAAUGAAAACGGCGAGAGGAUUCUGACCUCUCUGACGGACUCCGAGGACGGCGUCCUCCUCCACAGACGUCUGGACAACAUGAGGCACCGCUGGAACGACCUGCGCAGCAAAACUCUCAGCAUGAGGUCACAGCUGGACUCUGAGAUGGCUCCUUGGAAGAGGCUCCACAUGUCACUGCAGGAGCUGCUCAACUGGCUGAGGCUCAAAAGUCAACAGCUGGAGCAGGAGAAGCCUGUAGGGGGCGACGUCCCCACCGUGCAGACCCAGCUGGAUACCCACAGAGGGUUCAGAAUGGAGCUGAGGGCCAAGGAUCCAGUGGUGACCAAGGCUGUGGAUGAUGUGGGACUCUUCCUCUCUGAACUGCCUAGAGAGACUCCAUCACCUGAACUGAGAGAUAUCAGCCCAGAGGAGCGCGCUCAGAACGUGGGGCGGGUGUUGCGCAAAGAAGCGGAUGACGUGUUGAGCAAGUGGGACCGACUGAACGCCGACUCUGCGGACUGGCAGAGGAGGCUGGAGUUGGCCUUGAAAAGACUGGCGGAGCUGCAGGAAGCGGAAAAUCAGCUGGAUACACAGCUGAGGCAGGCAGAGAUGGUGAAGGAGGCCUGGGAACCUGUAGGAGAACUGCUGAUUGACUCCUUACCCGAACACAUCGACAGAGUCAAGGAGUUCCAGGAAGAGUUAAAUCUGAUAAAGGAGGAUGUCACACAUAUGAACCAGUUGGCGGCCGCGUUCGAUCCAUCUGACAUCCAGCUGUCAACUAGCAACCUGGAACGCAUCGAAGACCUCAACAUGCGCUGGAAAAGGCUACAGGUUACCGUGGAUACGGGCAAAAGCAACUCUGGCAGAAAUGGACUGGAUGAGGUGGACACAAAGAUUUCUGUCGAAAAACAUCUGGAGCAGCUGACAGAUGCUCAGAGGGACUUGGGAAACUCUUCAGGAUCAGUAGAAAGCCCCUUCGAGCAAGGCAUCUCUCCAAACAAUGUGCCCUAUUAUAUCAACCACCAGACCCAGACAACAUGCUGGGACCACCCCAAGAUGACGGAGCUCUACCAGUCGCUGGCCGACCUGAACAACGUCCGGUUCUCAGCCUACCGCACCGCCAUGAAGCUCAGACGUCUGCAGAAAGCCCUCUGCUUGGACCUGCUGAGCAUGCAGACGGCCUGUGAGGUGUUCGAGCAACACAACCUGAAGCAGAACGAGCAGCUGCUGGACAUUUCCCAACUGAUGGCCUGUCUGACCAGCCUGUACCAGCAGCUGGAGCAGAGCCACUCUCACCUGGUCAACGUCCAGCUCAGCGUGGACAUGUGCCUCAACUGGCUGCUCAACGUCUACGACACCGGGCGAACCGGAAAGAUCCGGACUCUGUCAUUCAAAACUGGGAUCAUCUCACUUUGCAAAGCCCACCUGGAGGAUAAAUACAGAUUCUUGUUCCGACAGGUCGCCAGCGCCACAGGUUUCUGUGACCAGCGCCGUCUGGGCCUUCUCCUCCAUGAUUCCAUCCAGAUCCCUCGGCAGCUCGGCGAGGUGGCGUCCUUCGGCGGCUCCAACAUCGAGCCCUCCGUCCGCAGCUGCUUCCAGUUUGCCAAUAACAAACCUGAGCUGGAAGCCUCCAUGUUCCUGGACUGGAUGCGCCUGGAGCCUCAGUCUAUGGUGUGGCUCCCCGUCCUACAUCGGGUGGCGGCUGCUGAAACCGCCAAGCAUCAGGCCAAGUGCAACAUCUGCAAGGAGUGCCCCAUCAUUGGCUUCAGAUAUCGAAGCCUGAAACAUUUCAACUACGACAUUUGCCAAAGCUGCUUCUUCUCCGGCCGCGUCGCCAAGGGACAUAAGAUGCAAUACCCCAUGGUUGAAUACUGCACGCCGACCACUUCAGGGGAGGAUGUCCGGGAUUUCGCCAAGGUGCUGAAGAACAAAUUCAGGACCAAGCGCUACUUUGCCAAACACCCGCGCAUGGGCUACCUGCCCGUCCAGACCAUCCUGGAGGGGGACAACAUGGAAACUCCUGUCACGCUGAUCAACUUCUGGCCUGUAGACCAUGCACAUGGAUCGUCCCCUCAACUCUCCCAUGAUGACACCCAUUCUCGUAUCGAGCACUACGCCAACCGGUUAGCUGAAAUGGAGAACCGUAAUGGCUCUUAUCUGAAUGACAGUAUCUCACCCAAUGAGAGCAUCGAUGACGAGCACAUGUUGAUCCAGCACUACUGCCAGUCUCUGAACCAAGGCUCUCCUCUCAGUCAGCCCCGCAGCCCCGCCCAGAUCCUCAUCUCUAUGGAAACGGAGGAGAAGGGAGAGCUGGAGAGGGUCCUCGGUGACCUGGAGCAGGAGAACAGGAAGCUACAAGCCGAGUACGACCGAUUGAAAAAGGCCCACGACAGGAAAGGUCUGUCCCCGCUGCCUUCGCCGCCUGAGAUGCUGCCCGUGUCACCGCAGAGCGCCCGAGACGCCGAGCUCAUCGCAGAGGCCAAGCUGCUGCGGCAGCACAAGGGGCGCUUGGAGGCGCGCAUGCAGAUCCUGGAGGACCACAACAAACAGCUGGAGUCCCAGCUGCACAGGCUGAGGCAGCUUCUGGAGCAGACGGAUUCCAAGGUGAACGGCACGGCGCUGUCCUCUCCCUCCACCUCCUCUCAGCGCUCCGACUCAUCUCUGCCUCUGCUCCGCGUGGCUGCCAGCCAGACUACUGACACUAUGGGCGAUGAUGAGUUUUCCAGCCCUUCCCAAGAUGCACCUGGCCUGGAGGAAGUGAUGGAGCAGCUCAACAACACUUUUCCUCACAGCCAAGGCGGUAGAAGGGGACAUCCAUGAGAGCAGGUACCAGCAUCGGCAGCUUGUUCCACAUGGCGGACGACCUGGGCCGCGCCAUGGAGUCGCUCGUCAGCGCCAUGACCGACGAGCGGAGCGUGGAACUGGAGCCGGCCCGACCUUUUUGACCCCCUCCAUCCAUCUCAUCGCAUGCUUUUUCUAGUCAAAACUGGAUUGAAAACUGUUUACACAGAGAAUAUAAUGUCUAUUUUUGUGAAGGAUUGCAGUUAAAGCAACAAGUACAAAAUAAAUACAAAAAAAAAAACUCUUAAGAUUUGAGUAGUUUCUUAAAAACAAUCUGUUUUAUUGUUAAAAGAGGCUGGUUUUUAAACUUCUAUGCAAUUGUAUAAAACUAGAGUCGGGGGGGGGAUUUAAAGGAAAAAGAUGAGACCUACAGCAACGCGUCUUCAGUGUCCUCGUAUAUUUGCUAUCUCUUUCUAACCGGGGAAACAAGCUGAAGCUUUGUAACCAUGAGGGGUUUUCUAAGAGGCUGAUUUAUUUGCUUGUGUGAGAGAGUGAGUUUCUGUAUGUUGUGCCUAAAAUGUCAUCACUUUUUUUUUUAUUAAUUAGAGGGAUUCUACCGUUUAAAAGUGGUUUUAGAUAAAUACCUUAAGCAGGAUCCUAAUUAAACAGCUGUGGAUGCAUUUAAAAUGCACUAGAGGGCGCUGACAAAGGAAAAAAAGUUGACAGAUUUUACUAUUACGACAAUUUGUAAAUUGCACAGAUUUGUUCCAAGCCCCGCCCCCUGCUGGAUGUCACAUCAUCCAGCUCAAUUUGAUUGGACGGAGAGCCUCUGAAUCAAAUUAGGUUCCUGUUUCCUUCAACAUUAAAAAUAGUCCCCAAGCAUAAUGCUGCCACCUCCAUGUUUUACUAUAGGUGACAUUUUACUCUCUCCUUUUAAAUGAAUGUCAGAUUAGAGGCUUGUCGCCUACCGGAGGUUUGGACGUCUGCAGAGCUCCUCUCGUCUCCUGGUCGGGUUGAUUUGUCAGUUCAGGGCUCAAAAACAGUCUGAAAAGAAAAGUAUAGUGAAAAUCUUCAUUUUUCUCCCCCCUAAUAUGUUUUAUUAUUUUCCUCUUAUGUUUUAGAAGCAAAGUGCAAAACAGGUUAUAAAGAGUUAAUUUGUUUUCUCUAUUAGAUAAAGCAGCAGAAUAAAUCUGCUUACCCGUCUUCCCCCGUAAAGAAACGGUUCACUUUAUUAGCUCGGCCGCAUUAGAAAGUUGCUGGGUUUUUAUUUCAGGACUCUGAAGAACAGGAGCUCUACCUCCUGAUCUCUGGAAAUGCAGUAAUAAUUUCAGCUCCAGUAUUAAUAAUAAAUAAACUAUUUACACUGAUGGGACGUCCUGCUCCAUUAACUACUGUCCAACCUCAUACCUAAUCUGUUUGGUUUAUUUUUUUCCUGUGUGAGAGUUGAAUGUUUUGGUGUUCUGUUUUCCUCUCCGGUGUGAGGUGCUCUGAUAUUAAUGUGUGACUAAAGGAAAAUCUUAAUUUAAUUAAGACGUAUGGAUCGCUGUCAUGUUCCUGCAGCAUGACCCAAUGAGUUUUUAAACUUUCCACCCAAACAGAAUCAGAUCUGUUUGUUCAAUUUCGAAGAACAUGUCAGUUUUCAGCUAAUUUUAUUUUAUUUUUUUUCCAAAUAACAUGUCAGUUUCCAUCAAAUGUAUGCCUUACUACUGUAUUAUAAAUGCUUUACUGUAUACCAAUAAAGCAUGCCGUUAUGUUGACAGUC
Cyprinodon tularosa is the source of this 12788-nucleotide messenger RNA. It is a transcript of the gene dmd, whose product is annotated as dystrophin. Gene Ontology annotation, molecular function: zinc ion binding; protein binding. The transcript has 85 exons. Gene Ontology annotation, biological process: synaptic signaling. NCBI's taxonomy places the organism in Eukaryota, Metazoa, Chordata, Actinopteri, Cyprinodontiformes, Cyprinodontidae. Gene Ontology annotation, cellular component: plasma membrane. Bases 143 to 11065 code for a protein of 3640 amino acids. The record is from RefSeq and is a predicted model, not a curated record.